AUGGCAUCCGCAACUGUUCUGUCCAAGCUCCCCGAGCCUGUGCGUGAUCUCGUCGCGAACGCCGCUGUCGACGGUAGCAGUGACUUUGGCAAGUCCGAGAAGGACAAGGCGGAGGUAACGGAGUGGAUCGAGAAGAUCGCGCAGGGCGAGGUUGCGAAGCCGCAGAAUCUGAAGGAUUUGGACGGCCAGCUGACGCCCCGGACGUACCUAGUCAGCAACUACUACACCGCCGCCGAUGCUACACUGUAUGGCGUUCUCCACCCUGUUUUCUCUCAGCUGCAAGCCCCGCAAUACUACUCGUACCCAGCCCUCACACGCUACUUCGACCACAUCCAAAACCGCCCGCAAGUGCGGAAAGCAGCAUCAUCGCUCGCGCCUGCAUUCUCUCUCGUGUCCUUCGACCUCGAAAACGCGCCAAAACCGGAACGCAAGGCCGAUCCACCGAAGCAGAAGAAGGAGAAGGUCGCCGCUCCCGCUGACGCCUCGUCUGCACCUGCGGCCAAGAGCAAAAAGGGCAAAGAGGUGGCGUCGGCGGAUACAAAGCCUGCCGACGCUCCUGCCGGGGAGGCUAAGGCGCCGAAGAAAGAGAAGAAGGAGAAAGAGAAGAAGCCGGCUGAGGCUGCUGAAGGUGGCAAGAAGAAGGAGAAGGCCGCAGGCGGUGGCGGAAAGGCUGCUGCUGAAGAGGCAGGGGAACCAGUUCCGUCUAUGAUUGAUCUUCGUGUCGGUCAUAUCGUCGACAUCAAGAAGCACCCUGAUGCAGAUGGCCUCUAUGUCGAGCAAAUCGACUUCGGCGAGCCUGAUGGUCCCCGCACUGUGGUCUCGGGUCUUGUGCAUUACAUUCCUAUCGAAGAGAUGCGAGACAAGUACCUUGUUGGCGUGUGCAAUCUGAAGCCAGCGAACAUGCGUGGCGUCAAGAGUUUUGCGAUGGUGCUCUGUGCUACAUCAAAAGACGGCAAGGAAGGCGGCAUUGAACUCAUUCAACCCCCACCUAAUUCGAAGCCUGGUGAUCGCGUCUACUUUGAGGGACCCGAGUUCGAGAAUGCGACACCUCUACCGCAGCUGAACCCCAAGAAAAAGAUCUUCGAGACCGUCCAACCUGGCUUCACCACGCUUGAGUCGAAGGAGGCUUCUUGGGUGGACCCGGUUACGAAGAGCGUCCAUCGUAUCCGGACGAAGGAUGGUAUCUGUGUCGCACCUACGCUAGUUGGAGCAUCCUUGUCAUAG
Messenger RNA from Rhodofomes roseus, 1224 nucleotides. RefSeq lists its product as uncharacterized. Gene Ontology annotation, molecular function: tRNA binding. Gene Ontology annotation, cellular component: methionyl glutamyl tRNA synthetase complex. The coding region runs from base 1 to 1224 and encodes 407 amino acids. NCBI's taxonomy places the organism in Eukaryota, Fungi, Basidiomycota, Agaricomycetes, Polyporales, Fomitopsidaceae. The transcript has 9 exons. The record is from RefSeq and is a predicted model, not a curated record.